CAGGGCGCUCUCUUACCUGGUGCAUGUCCGGGACUUGACGCUUUGCCCCUAUGACUUUGACCCGACAGAGGUUUUUUUUUUUUUUUUUUUUUUUUCUUUUCUUUUAAAGUGGACCUGUCUGCUCUGCAAAAGCUCUUCCAGGACCAUGUGCUGCCGGUGCCCCUCUGGAGCUGGACGUACUCUACAAGCUGUCCCACAGACAGGCACCUUUAUCCUGGCUGCACGUGGGAGUGGUCACGCAGCUGGCCCAAGAGGUGCAAUCAGUGUGAGCCACAGGAAGUCAGAGGGAGGAGAGCCACAUGAGGCAGCAGCAGCUGCGUUUCACAGAGGAGAUCUCGAUCUUCGAGAGAGCAGGUCAGGAGAGGAUGGAGGGCGAGGAGGCUCCAAGCCACAGGCCCAGACUGGGCCCAGAACUGAGCUGGACGUACUCUACAAGCUGUCCCACAGACGGAGGAGGAGGAGGAGCAGGAGGAGGGGAAAAAGACGCCGACGCCGUACUAGGGGAACAGGAGGAGGAGGAGGAGGAGGAGGAGGAGGAGGAGAGAGGAGGAAGAGGGGCUCCUUCAGACAGACCCAGAGAACCAAAAGUGGCAGAUUGAGACGAUGUCGGCCCGGCGCCUCGCCAAUUCUCUGCCCCGCACCGGACGCAGACUUCACCCCCGUGGCCUCAGACAACACCAAAGCUCUCCUGAGGGAGGUCGGCAAUCACAGAGACUUUGGCCAAUUCCUUCAUGCCGACUUUCACUGGACCGCACCCUGCACCAGCCUCGCCAAUCCCCACUGCGUCCGGUAUACGUUUGAUGUCGACGGCGUCAUGAUCCAGUUGCGUCACACGAGGGGCAUGGUUGCAGAGAUCUAUUUGAACCUGUCCCGUGUGGUUGCCACGCUGCAGCCCAGAAGGCGUGGCGGCACUUAGAAAUUGCCUGGGCCACAAAAUAUCAAACGUUGAAGGCGGCUACGUCCUGACGCUCUACGCCGUCCCCAGCAGCCUGACAGAGCCGGACUUCAGCCUGAAAAAUCCAAGCUUGUAUGGCACACUUGCGGCCGAACUGCUAAAUGAGGUAACUGAGAGUUUUUCCGACCCUUCAACCACCUGCCAGAGAAGGACAUGACCCGCCCCACUGUCCAGAAGCAACCCACCACCAACCCUGCGUCCCACCGAGAGUAUGGACGUGGGCCAGGCCAUUGCGAGCGUGCUGUCGAAGACGGGCAGGACAACCUUCCUACAGAUGUACGCCCAUCCAUUGCAACCAUCCUUUCAAACAUCAGGGCAGUGCAGUGCUGGUCACUUGCGGCUUGAGCCACCCAGACUCCAAGGCUUCCCUUACCAGCAGGGCGCUCUCUUACCUGGUGCAUGUCCGGGACUUGACGCUUUGCCCCUAUGACUUUGACCCGACAGAGGUUUUUUUUUUUUUUUUUUU
Messenger RNA from Etheostoma spectabile (orangethroat darter), 1421 nucleotides. RefSeq lists its product as uncharacterized. Lineage: Eukaryota; Metazoa; Chordata; Actinopteri; Perciformes; Percidae. The transcript is spliced from 5 exons. The record is from RefSeq and is a predicted model, not a curated record. The coding region runs from base 146 to 916 and encodes 256 amino acids.